AUAUUAUUCAUUAGAUAAAUUUUGAAAAAUAUUAAUAUUCGCUCAAUAACAUUUAUUUAUGAUAGAAACCUCGUAAUUUUGUUGUAAAGUUCACAAUGCACAAAUGGCUGUCGUCGGGCAGCCUUCGUAUAGAGCAUGAACCACCACCUUCCUCUGAUGAAGAACCUCUCAACCCGCGCCCCGGAGAGCCUCUAACGCUGUCCCUUCGUCAAGCUCCUGCCAAAUCAUCCAGCGGUGUCGCCGCGUCUGGGCAGGACCUGCCAUCAGGCCCCCAGCAGGAUGAACUUUCCUGCAGGGGCGCCGUCGGUGGCAAGACACACACGGACAGGGCAGGAGAUGAGGAGGUUCAGGAGCCGCUGCUGCAGCCCAGCGUCGGCAGGCCAGCGCCGCCGAACAACAAGGAGCUCGCUGACAAGUAUAAGGCGGCGCGAGACUUGAGCACCAUUGAAAUCGACCACGUGGAGCCGCGGUGCUGCGACGCUAAGUACGGCGACGCUCUCAAGAACCUCCUGCCAUGGCGACCUCCUCCUAAAGACCCGUCUUACCUGCCUGGACAUGACGCUGGCCUGCUGAGCUGCAUGAGUCUGUCGUGGCUCUCGCCUCUCAUGUACAAGACACGACGCGGCCUCUCCCCUGACGACAUGUGGAGGAUACAGGUAAUGAGCAGACAUGGGGUGAGCAUCGUGUUCCUGCUCACGAGCCACGUGAUGCGCAUGACGCUGGACUACGUGAACAGUCCAGCACGUGACCACGCGACCGCGUGGCUCAUCGUCGGGCUCGUCGUGGUACUGAACCUGGUCAGGGCGCUGUCCUUCAACGCCAUGUUCAUCGUCGCCUGCCACACGGCGACGCGGCUGGCGGGGGCGCUGCAGGGGGCGGUGCUGCAGAAGGCGCUGCGUCUGCAGGCUGGAGGCGAGGAGCUUGCGGCGCAGGUGGCCAACAUCAUCAACACGGACAUGGAGCGCGUCAUGGAGGCCGUCAUCGCUGCUGUCUUCUUGCCAGGUCUGCCACUUACGACGUCUGUGUACCGCAGGUCUGCCACUUACGACGUCUGUGUACCGCAGGUCUGCCACUUACGACGUCUGUGUACCGCAGGUCUGCCACUUACGACGUCUGUGUACCGCAGGUCUGCCACUUACGACGUCUGUGUACCGCAGGUCUGCCACUUACGACGUCUGUGUACCGCAGGUCUGCCACUUACGACGUCUGUGUACCGCAGGUCUGCCACUUACGACGUCUGUGUACCGCAGGUCUGCCACUUACGACGUCUGUGUACCGCAGGUCUGCCACUUACGACGUCUGUGUACCGCAGGUCUGCCACUUACGACGUCUGUGUACCGCAGGUCUGCCACUUACGACGUCUGUGUACCGCAGGUCUGCCACUUACGACGUCUGUGUACCGCAGGUCUGCCACUUACGACGUCUGUGUACCGCAGGUCUGCCACUUACGACGUCUGUGUACCGCAGGUCUGCCACUUACGACGUCUGUGUACCGCAGGUCUGCCACUUACGACGUCUGUGUACCGCAGGUCUGCCACUUACGACGUCUGUGUACCGCAGGUCUGCCACUAACGACGUCUGUGUACCGCAGGUCUGCCACUUACGACGUCCGUGUACCGCAGGUCUGCCACUUACGACGUCUGUGUACCGCAGGUCUGCCACUUACGACGGUCGCGGCGCUGGCCUACAGCUGGUACAUCGUAGACGCCUGGUGCCUCUUGGGCUUCCUCGCCAUCCUCCUCUUUGUGCCCGUAGUCAAACACGUGACUGUGCGUAUUGGGACGCUGCGCGCCCAGGUGACCCGCGUGAGUGACAGUCGAGUGAGUCUCAUGAGUGAAAUACUCACCAACAUCCGUCUCAUCAAGAUGUACUCAUGGGAAGACUCAUUCGCCGCCAGCAUCGAGGCCCUGCGUUCACAGGAGGUCAAGCAGGUGCGGGCCAUUGGCCUCCUGCAGUCACUGAACCUGACCAUCAGCCCCGUCAUGUCCUCCGUCGCUCUGCUGGCCAUCAUGGCGGCCAUCACACUAUACGGAUCUGCCAUCACCGCCAGCACGGCGUUCACGCUCGCGUCCGUGCUGAACUGCUUCCAGUUCAGCCUGGGCACCGUGCCCUUCAUGCUGCGCAACAUUGCGGAGGCCAGCGUGUCUCUGCAGCGCAUUCAGAGGAUCCUGACUCGGCGGGAGCAAAAGAGCCACGGCGUGUCAGUGCUGCGCAGCGACCUCGCCCUGUGCCUGCACCACGCCUCCUUCGAGUGGAGUAGCCAGGACGCCGACCAGGACAUGGAGCCUCCCCAGGGGGGCAAGGGCAAGAAUUCCCGCGAUCCUGAGUCUGGGAAACAAAAAAUGAAAUCUGGAAAGAAAGACAAGAAUUCCAGCAAAGAUAAAGCGGUAGUCGCCGAGCUUCAUAACGAAAAUAAGAAGCACAGUGAGAAGAGCGGGAAGUCUGGAAACAGAGACCUCUCUAAAGGUGGCAGCAAAAAGGAGAAAGGAAAUUACUCGGGGAACAAAAUUAUCAAAGACCAAGAAAUACUUCCUGGCAAAGAGACGAGAGUGGAGGACUGCGUCAUUGACAUGACUGUGCAAGGAGAUAUUCAGAACGGCGGCAGCUGUAGAGAGCUGCCGCAUUUGCGGGGCGUGAGUUUGUCGAUCCAGACGGGGCGGCUGGUGGGCGUCUGUGGCAGCGUUGGCUCCGGCAAGACGUCUCUCCUGGCGGCCAUUUGUGGCGAUAUGUCGCUAGUGUCGGGGGAGGUGCAGGUGAACGGCAGAGUGGCGCUGGUGUCGCAGCAAGCAUGGAUCUACAACACCACCCUGAGGGAGAACCUUCUCAUGGGAUGCCCCUACAACAAAUCUAAAUACGACGCCAUGAUUGAAGCCUGCGCCCUCAGCACAGACCUGCGCAUGCUGGCUGAUGGCGACAACACCGAGAUCGGCGAGAAGGGCAUCAACUUGAGCGGCGGGCAGAAGCAGCGGGUGUCCCUAGGACGCGCCGUGUACAGCGACCGCGACAUCUACCUCCUGGACGACCCCCUGAGCGCCGUGGACACCCGCGUCGCGCAGCACCUCUUCAGGAGCUGCGUCAGGGGCGCCCUCAGGAGCAAGACCGUCGUGCUCGUCACGCACGCCCUGCACGAGAGCGACGUGGCACCUGAUGGCAACGACCCCAAAGGCGCUCCAUCAGACGCCGACGCCUCGUCCCCCAGCAAAGACGGCGGCGGUGGCGGUGGCGGCGGCGGCGGCGGUGGGGUUGGCAAGCUCAUCGAGACCGAGGGGCGCGAGACCGGCAGCGUGUCUCGGCUUGUGUACAGGCGCUACGUGCAGGCGAGCGGUGGGGCGUGGGCGGUGCUGCUGGUGCUGGUGGGGCUGGUGCUGCACACGGCCGUGCGUGUGGCGGCGAUGCUGUGGCAGCAGCGCUGGCUAGACGCCGGUGACGGCCUCAUGGCUGAACGUGUGGCCAACAUGUCUUAUUGCCGUGGUGACGGCCUCAUGGCUGAACGUGUGGCCAACAUGUCUUAUUGCCGUGUAGGGNUGUGUUGCAUCAUCAACAUCUUUGCGCUGACACGAGGCAGCCGUCGCCUGCACAACGCGAUGUUCCGCAGCGUCCUGCGCGCCCCCACGGCCUUCUUUGACGUGACGCCCGCGAGCCGCGUCAUCACGCGCUUCAGCAAAGACAUCGACGAGAUGGAUUACCGCAUCCCGACGUUCUUCGACCUGCUGCUGCAGUCCAUAUUCUUCAUGACCGCGAGCUCGCUGCUCGUCUGCUUCUUCUUCCCAUACUUCACCAUCGUCCUCGUCCUCGUCGGCGGUUUGUUCCUGUGGCUGGGGCAGAUGCUGGACCGCGGCGUGAAGGAGUUCAAGAGGCUGGAGAGCACACAGAAAAGUCCCGUGGUGCAGUGUGCUGUGUCGUGCAUCUCGGGGCUGCAGGUCAUUCGCGCCUACGGACAGGAAGAGAUGUUCUCGAACAGCUUCUACAAGCUGCUGGACGAACACACGGUGGUGAUGCUGCUGUUCCGGCUCUCGAACCGCUGGUUCACCUUCAGGAUGGACCUGCUGGCGACGGUGAUCAUAAGUGCCAUCACCGCUCUGUGCGUCUUCACCAAGGGCUCCUUCUCCACCGCCAUCGCUGGCUUGGCACUCAUCAGCGUCAACGGCAUGUGCCAGUUUCUGCCGUUCCUCAUGCGCAUCAAGUCUGAGUUCGAGUCGCGCAUGACGUCCGUGGAGCGCGUCGUCGAGUACGCAUACGACGUGACGCCAGAAGCUCCUCGUCACGUAGAGGGCGUGAUACCUGCUGGCUGUAACUGGCCCAGCGUAGGGGCGGUGACGAUGCGUGACGUGUGCCUGCGUUACCGUCCCAACCUGCCGCUGGUGUUACGUCACGUCACCGCCGACGUGCGACCGGGGGAGAAGAUCGGCAUAGUCGGCCGUACGGGCGCUGGCAAGAGCUCCCUGAUCGCGGCGCUGCUGCGCCUCGUGGAGGUGGACGGCGGACGCAUCGAGAUCGACGGCGUCGACAUCAGGCGCCUGGGCCUACACACGCUGCGCACCGCCGUCGCCAUCAUCCCCCAGGACCCCGUGCUCUUCCAGGGCACCGUCAGAUACAACCUAGACCCGUUCAGUGAGCACUCAGACGAGAAGAUCGCUGAUGCAGCUCAGAGGUCGCAGCUUCAGAGCGUGAUCGAGCGCCUGAACCUCGGCCUGAGCGCCCCGGUCGAGGCGGGAGGGUCGAACUUCUCUGUGGGGGAACGACAGCUCAUCUGCCUCACCAGAGCAGUCCUCAGGAACUCGAAGGUGUUACUGUUAGACGAAGCUACGGCGUCCGUAGACCCUGAAACAGACCAGCUGAUACAAGCGGCGCUGCAGACCGCCUUCAGGGACGCCACUCUCUUCACCGUCGCCCACAGACUCAACACCGUCGCCCACUACGACAGGAUCAUGGUCAUGGAGGCCGGACAGUUGCGCGAGUUCGAUUCGCCGGAAAAUUUGCUGCAGACGCCCGGCUCGCUCUUCGCGAAGAUGCUGGAACCCAUCGGCGUAAAGACUGUCCAACAGCUGCGUAACUUGGCGUAAUUUGGGCGUCACGACCGUCCAACAGCUGCGUAACCUGGCGUAACUUGGACGUCACGACCGUCCAACAGCUGCGUAACUUGGCGUAACUUGGACGUCACGACCGUCCUACAGCUGCGUAACUUGGCGUAACUUGGACGUCACGACCGUCCUACAGCUGCGUAACUUGGGCGUCACGACCGUCCAACAGCUGCGUAAUUACUGGAGUGAUGCCAAGUUACUUAAUGGUUGUGAGCUCGAAAAAAGCGCACCCAUUUCCUGGUCUGUCGUGAAAUUUUUCUGAUAUCUUCAUAUGCUCUUAGAUUUAUUCGCCUCAGUGCCAAUGUACAAUUCCAUGAAUGAUUCUGCUUAAACAUUUAACAUUUACUUGAACUGCCUUAUUCGUAUGAGCAGCUUAAUGUUGUGCAUGACUCUAGGCGAGGCCAAUCAAUUAUGUAGUAACUAUAGCUAUGUUAUAUCCGAGCGCUGGUCGGUUAGGGCAGCGUUGUUACAGACAGUGGAUUUUCUGUCGCGCUAAACGCUAAAAUUGUGCAAAUCCUGGCAACGAAGAUAGAACGUUUUGGUUGAACAAUUCUCACUUUGCAAUUUACUAUAUAUUUCUGAUUGGAAAUUUGGGUGAUAACCCAUGCUUGUUCGUUGCCUUUGAUUUAUUUCUCCUGUUGUUUAGAAUGCAAUUGACGCCGACGACAUCACGUGAAAAACAGCUUAAAUAUGCACGCAAUGUUCUUGUUUAUUCUUGAGUAACUGAACCGCCGUCCGAGUUGCUCACGGCUCGCUCAACCCUGAAACACAUACGAAUUCACUUACGAUUCCUCGUUUAUGUUCUUCUUUGUUUUGUGUUAUCGACUCGAAUUUAAGUUUGUUUUUUUUUAUUACUAUGGUGUCAAGUUUUAAUCUUGAUUCUCUGUUACUUAAUGUAAUCGUUUGAUAAAAACACUGAAUCUAGGAAUGCACUGUUAUAAAAUCUUUAGCGUUAUCUAGGCAACUAUUGUAUUAUCUAGGCAACCACUAUUCAACCACUUUAUCUAGGCAACCAUUAUUUUCAGCAACUAGCAUGCAGCUUGUAAUCGUAGCCUAAAUAUUCCACUAAAAUUAUCGAUUUGCAUAUUUUAUUACUAAAAUAUAUGUUCGAUUGAAUUUGUUAACGCUGUACAUCCGGAAGAGGGUAAACUUUUUCGAGUUCCAAAGACUUUUGUUAGAUUUAUUUUGUAUAAAGAGCAAUGAGUGGCAGCUGCCACCGUGUUGCCAUGAGCGGCAGCUGGCCACCGUGUUGCUAUGAGCGGCAGCUGCUACCGUGUUGCCAUGAGUGGCAGCUGGCCACCGUGUUGCCAUGAGUAACAUCGCCAGACCCACGACGUCGUGGAUCAAGAAUCUCGGAAAUAGUAAUGCGAAUCUCACAUAAUUAGAUGAAAAAAAUCUAUAAUGAGAUUUAAUAAUGUCUUAAAUAUUAACCUAGAAUCUUAACAAAGUCGAAUGUUAACCAAUUCAGAAAUUUAAUAAUGUUAGUCAAUUAUUGCAAUAACGAAUCUCAAUAUU
Hyalella azteca is the source of this 6596-nucleotide messenger RNA. Its product is annotated as ATP-binding cassette sub-family C member 5. Gene Ontology annotation, biological process: transmembrane transport. Lineage: Eukaryota; Metazoa; Arthropoda; Malacostraca; Amphipoda; Hyalellidae. Gene Ontology annotation, cellular component: membrane. Gene Ontology annotation, molecular function: ATP hydrolysis activity; ABC-type transporter activity; ATP binding. The transcript is spliced from 30 exons. The record is from RefSeq and is a predicted model, not a curated record. Bases 96 to 5063 code for a protein of 1655 amino acids.